GACCCGCUUCGUUUCAGUAUCGGACUGCACUUCGCUGAUUGUGAUGUGUCAAGUGUCCUCAUUGCUGCACGGAUUUAACCACGUUAGGAUUCCGAUAACAAGGAAUAGGUCCUAAAGCGCCGGAUGGAUGAAAAAUAAACUUAUCAGGGCAUACAAACAGGAGUAGCUGUAGGAGUUGUCGGUGGUUGUGAUGUGGGAUGUGGAGAUGGGAGUUCUGGGUUGGUGCGCUUCUGUGCACAGCCAGCUGUGCUUUAUGCUCCCUAGAGAGUCCGGAACUUGCAUUGUUGCUCGCCAACGAGAGCCCACCAGUCGCUGCCAAGAGGAUCACCCCGAAAAGCGUUUUCGUAGCGCCUUCCUUCAGCCAACCCUCCUGUGCCGAGGGUUACAGGCAGGACGCCCUAGGCCGCUGCGUCAGAAUAGUCAGGAUCAACGAGGCCGCCCAAUUGGACUUCUUCCUCCAAAGGCUAAAUUCUAUGCACGCACCGCCGGUUAGGCAAACGAUAAUGCACAAUGCCGGCCCACUCAGGCUGCCCAUACCAUUAGGGACUACUACAAUGGGACCAAUGACAACGUCGACAGAAGCGACAAUGACGACAGCAGCUACGACUACUAUUACGACAACAACACUAAGUGAAGAAGAAGAGAUUCCAACAUCGACUUUCCCAAGUACAACAGCUUCGCAGGAUAUUGAAGAGACGGAGACACCUCUCCUGAUAAUCGUGGCCAAUACGACCGAACCGACCAGCACGUCGUCGGAUGCUAUGAGCACUGUCACAAACAUGGCAUACACAGAGCCGACUAUAACGACUGAGUCGCCCGAGACGACGACGGUCCCUCUGCCUCCUUCGACGUACUUCCCGAUGCGGUACGUCCCAGUCAGAUUUCCUGAGAGGCCAACUAUCGUCAGGUUCCCGAGCGGCGUUCAUGUCUCCGUCUCCAACCCAAGCUGGUGGCCACACUCUUGGGAACAGUGGCCCUCUGUGAGGAAGAGGGGGCACCGUGAACCCAGGCCUUCUUGGAUCAAUCAGUGAAUUUAGAAAAAAACAGUAUUUAAACCAAAGUGAACUCUUAUCAAGUAGUAUUUAUAAAAUAAGUAAAAAUUAUAUUCAUCUCCUUUAUCAAUAAAUAUGUGUGUAUGUAUGAAUGUGUGUUUUCACACAAGAUUUUUUAUACCUUGUAGAUGUCUAUUUAUUGUAUAUAUAAUUAUUAUUUGUAAGUCUUUAUGUAGCCCAUAUUAAAUUGAUUACUGUUA
This is a messenger RNA of Cimex lectularius (bed bug), 1252 nucleotides long. RefSeq lists its product as uncharacterized. The record is from RefSeq and is a predicted model, not a curated record. The transcript is spliced from 4 exons. Bases 198 to 1031 code for a protein of 277 amino acids. NCBI's taxonomy places the organism in Eukaryota, Metazoa, Arthropoda, Insecta, Hemiptera, Cimicidae.